Molecule: messenger RNA, 1144 nt
Organism: Cynocephalus volans (Philippine flying lemur)
Lineage: Eukaryota; Metazoa; Chordata; Mammalia; Dermoptera; Cynocephalidae
Gene: P2RY1
Product: purinergic receptor P2Y1
Exons: 1
Coding region: 1-1122 (373 amino acids)
Biological process (GO): relaxation of muscle; platelet activation; phospholipase C-activating G protein-coupled receptor signaling pathway
Cellular component (GO): plasma membrane
Molecular function (GO): A1 adenosine receptor binding; G protein-coupled ADP receptor activity; ATP binding
Source: RefSeq, a predicted model, not a curated record
AUGACCGAGGUGCUGUGGUUGGCAGUCCCCAACGGGACGGACUCUGCCUUCCUGGCCGGCCCGGGCUCGCCAUGGGGGAACAGCACGGUCGCCUCCACCGCCGCCGUCGCCGCCUCGUUUAAAUGCGCCCUGACCAAGACGGGCUUCCAGUUCUACUACCUGCCGGCUGUGUAUAUCCUGGUGUUCAUCAUCGGCUUCCUGGGCAACAGCGUGGCCAUCUGGAUGUUCGUCUUCCAUAUGAAACCGUGGAGCGGCAUCUCCGUGUACAUGUUCAACUUGGCUCUGGCCGACUUCUUGUACGUGCUGACUCUGCCAGCCCUCAUCUUUUACUACUUCAAUAAGACGGACUGGAUCUUUGGGGAUGCCAUGUGCAAACUGCAGAGAUUCAUCUUCCACGUGAACCUCUACGGCAGCAUCUUAUUCCUGACGUGCAUCAGCGCGCACCGGUACAGCGGCGUGGUGUACCCGCUCAAGUCUCUGGGCCGGCUCAAGAAGAAGAACGCGGUGUAUAUCAGCGUGCUGGUGUGGCUCAUCGUGGUGGUGGCGAUCUCCCCUAUUCUCUUCUAUUCGGGCACCGGGGUCCGGAAAAACAGGACCGUCACCUGCUAUGACACCACCUCAGACGAGUACCUGCGAAGUUAUUUCAUCUACAGUAUGUGCACGACUGUGGCCAUGUUCUGUGUCCCCUUGGUGCUGAUUCUGGGCUGUUAUGGAUUAAUUGUGAGAGCUUUGAUUUACAACGACCUGGACAACUCGCCUCUAAGGAGGAAAUCGAUUUACCUGGUGAUUAUUGUACUGACCGUUUUUGCUGUGUCUUACAUCCCUUUCCAUGUGAUGAAAACAAUGAACUUGAGGGCCCGGCUGGAUUUUCAGACCCCAGCAAUGUGUGCGUUCAAUGACAGAGUUUAUGCCACUUAUCAGGUGACAAGAGGUCUAGCAAGUCUCAACAGUUGUGUGGAUCCCAUUCUCUAUUUCUUGGCGGGAGAUACUUUCAGAAGGAGACUCUCCCGGGCGACCAGGAAAGCGUCCAGAAGAAGUGAGGCAAAUUUGCAAUCCAAGAGUGAAGACAUGACCCUCAAUAUUUUAUCCGAGUUCAAGCAGAAUGGAGAUACAAGCUUGUGAGGGCACAGGAAUCCCCAAAUAU